Molecule: messenger RNA, 576 nt
Organism: Vigna radiata var. radiata (mung bean)
Lineage: Eukaryota; Viridiplantae; Streptophyta; Magnoliopsida; Fabales; Fabaceae
Product: protein FREE1-like
Exons: 2
Coding region: 1-576 (191 amino acids)
Source: RefSeq, a predicted model, not a curated record
AUGUCUCUGGCUUCCUCUCGCAAGCACUUGAAGAAAUCCCCAAACUCAAAUUCUCGAAUCCCUAAUUCCCAAUUAUCAGAGCAAGGAGAUUUCACCUCUGUUCCUCCGUAUUAUCAAUUUUCUCAUCCCCAAAACCCCAUCCCCAAUCCCAACCCUUCGGAUCCCAACCCCAACAACCUCUACGCUUCUGCACCUCCUUUAACCCCCAAUUACGCACCUUCCGAUUACACCAACUAUCAUCCUUCUUACCCUCAAAAUCCUGAUUCUAUUCCACCCAUUGCUCCUCCUUCUUUUGCUCCCUCUUCCUCCAACCCUAAUUUCAACUCGCCCUUCGAAUCAAACCCUUCAUACCAACAACCGCAACAACAACCCUAUUUCCCACCAUACGAUCAACAUCAAACGCAUCCCAAUUACGCCCCUCCCAACCCCAAUCCCGCUCCCUCCCUAUACAACUCUGCUCCUUACAGCUACACCGGAGGCAGUGAUGAUGGCUACGGAGAUGGGGUGUAUGCUUAUCAGGGAGGGAAAGUAGAACCCUAUGGGGCACGUGUCACGGUGCCGAAAUCAUCGACUUAG